AUGACUAAUAUGGAAUUAGAACGCCUUCGGAUGACAGAUUGUAUUGAAUCUCCCGAUCGGCCUCCUAUGAACCAGGAGCAGUACGAUAAUGAGUACGGGGCUCAUAAGAAGGAUGAUGACAAGCCAGUCGUCAGCACUAUCAAAAAAAAGGUCAGAAAAAGUUGUGUUGCUUUCACUGGGUGGAGGCCUCUUUUAAACUCACUGUUGGGUUUUAUGCCUAUAUUGGACUGGUUACCGAAAUAUAGUUUCCGAGCAGACUUCCCAUCUGAUGUGAUAGGCGGUUUGACCACUGGUGUCAUGCACGUUCCUCAAGGAAUCGCCUACUCUAUUCUUGCUCAUGUUGAUCCUGUUUAUGGUCUUUAUGCUUCAUGCUUCCCGGCUUUCUUCUACAUGUUUUUUGGAACAUCACGUCAUACAUCACUAGGAUCUUUCGCUGUUGUUGCCCUGAUGGCAGGUGUCGCAAACGACAAAGUAAUGGAAAACUAUAGAAACGUCACCUCUCUAGAGAGCGGAGAAGAGCUGGUUUCGUACACGGUUUCAACAAUCGAAGUUGCUACAACACUCACGUUUGCCAUGGGCUUAUGGCAGAUAGCCUGUGGAGUUCUCCGAUUGCAGUUUCUCAUGACUUAUCUCUCCGAUGCUUUAGUAGCUGGAUUUACAACUGGAGCUGCUGUUCAUGUGCUCAUUUCUCAAAUUGAUGAUAUAAUGGGAGUCGAUGUACCCAAGGCCUCUGGACCAGGAUACAUUUUUGUGCGACUGUACGACUUGUGUACUCUGUUACCACAAGUUAAUCUUAUUUCAUUAGGAAUUUCUCUUUUCUCCAUACUCUUUCUGCAUUUCGGUAAAGAAUACUUUGCUCCAUUCGUUGUCAAGAAAACGAAAUGCACACUUCCUAUUCCUUUCGAACUGAUAUUGUUGAUCAUAAUGGCGGCACUUUCACCUUUACUAUCUUUGAGCAAAAGCUAUGAUGUCAUGGUUGUCGGCAAUAUCCCAGCCGGUGUACCUCGCCCAGAGCUACCAAACUUCUUCAUACUAAAAGAUUGUCUGAUUCAAUCUAUUGGAAUAGCUGUAGUUACCAUUGCUAUCCAUGUUUCUAUGGCCAAAAUGUUAGCAAAAAAACUCAAUUAUAAGAUAGAUACAAACCAGGAGCUUUAUGCUCUUGGAUUCGCAGACACUCUUGGCGCCAUGUUCCCGGUCUACCCUGUGUCCACAGCUCUGGGAAGAACAAUGGUCAGUGUCAAGACAGGAACUAGAACCCAACUUUCUACCGUGUUCAGUUGUAGUUUAUUAUUGGCAAUUAUCCUAUUUCUCGGCCCACUACUUGAGCAGCUUCCUAAGUGCGUUCUGGCAUCCAUCAUCGUUAUUGCAUUACAAUCUAUGUUCCGCAAGUUCAGUGAUUUAAAGAAAUUGUGGCCAGUGUGCAAAUCUGAUUGGUUCAUUUGGUUAGUAGCCUUCCUAAGUACUGCUUUCAUCGAUGUCAUGGAAGGCUUAGUUCUUUCUCUAGUGUUUGCUAUCAUGUCUGUUAUAUUCCGAACACAAUGGCCUAGAUGGAGUUACGUAAUUGAACAGCCAGGGGCUGUCGAUACAGAUAAUGAAGGUUUCAAGCAUUAUGGCAAUAUGGCUUUGUUCAAGUUCCAUUCUCCUCUCUUAUUCACAAACGCUGAGAACUUCCAAAGUUGCAUUUCAAAAACUAUGAAUGCUUGGGAUGAGGAGCUGAACAAGGAGUGCGCUAAUAAACGUGGAUUAGAUGACUGUAAUAUUCCAUUGGAGAGUAUUCCUCGUUUUCUUCUAAUCGACUGCUCUGGAAUAUCAUAUAUUGAUCAUAUGGGAAUAUCAGUAUUAAAAGAAACUGCCAAAGAAUUGAAAGAUCGAAAUACAAAUAUCUCGCUCAUUUCGGUGAAUGAUGAUGUACAACAAGUUAUGAAAUCGAGUAAUUUCUUCAAUAUUGUUUCAAAGGAUCAGUUCUUCCCAACUAUCCGAGAUGCUAUUGCUAUAGGAAAUCGAAACACAUACGCGUUAGAUUUAUUGAGCACGAAGAAAGUUGAGAAUAGACCAGAAGAAUCGGCUAGUUCUUUAAGCGAAGCUGAUAGGAACUUGGAAGAAAUUUCAAAUCGCUUCAAAGUGAAUCCUGAUCAGAAGACUCAUCAUAUUGUCAGACUUUCCUCGACAGAUGAAUGA
Molecule: messenger RNA, 2178 nt
Organism: Auanema sp. JU1783
Lineage: Eukaryota; Metazoa; Nematoda; Chromadorea; Rhabditida; Rhabditidae
Source: the annotation of a GenBank genome assembly